Messenger RNA from Passer montanus (Eurasian tree sparrow), 1796 nucleotides. RefSeq names its product BAALC binder of MAP3K1 and KLF4 (gene BAALC). Gene Ontology annotation, cellular component: cytoplasm. NCBI's taxonomy places the organism in Eukaryota, Metazoa, Chordata, Aves, Passeriformes, Passeridae. The record is from RefSeq and is a predicted model, not a curated record. Bases 151 to 591 code for a protein of 146 amino acids. The transcript is spliced from 3 exons.
GAAGGGGGAGAAGGAAGAGGGGAGCCGGGGAGAGCUGGACGAGCGGCGAUGGUGCUGAGGGUGUGAGCGGGGCCGGCGGGGCGGCCGUGCCCGGCGGGGCGAUGGUGCCUGGGCGGCGGCGGCGGCGGCGGCUGUGAGCGGGGCGUCGCCAUGGGCUGCGGGGGCAGCCGGGCCGACGCUAUCGAGCCGCGCUACUACGAGAGCUGGACGCGGGAGACCGAGUCCACCUGGCUGACCAACACGGACUCCGAGAGCCCGCCGCAGGACGGCGGCAGCGCCGAGGGCCCCGGCCGGGAGCAGGGCGGCCCGCGCCCCGGUCUUCUGGAGGAUGGGAAAUUGGCUCACACAGGUGUAUCUACAGCAUCAGCCACAGCUGGAAUGCUGAACCCUGAGAAGAGGAGCAACUGUGGCUCUCAGUGUGCAAACCCCAUAGUCCACAGCACUGGGACUGCAACACAGAGACAGAAUGGCUUCAGGACUACUGAGAGUAAAUGGGACACACAGAAAACGACCACACAAGAAGUUGCCAUUAAUGUUACAAAAGGCAUCAGGCAAAGUGACAGAAGAAAAGCAAAGAAUUGUGCCAAUUAAUGAAGAAAAUUGCAGGUGAGGAUGGACUUAACAAAGCUUCACUGCAAUUUAAAUGUCAGUCACUGAAGACAUGAAGAUCUCUAGGUGUUCCAGGUUGAAUACAGCAGGCAGCUGCUACUGAGUGCCUCCAGAAUCAGGUCUUGUGGAAAGCAGCUGCAAGCCCGUAGACAUCGUUCGUCUAAAGCAGUGGCACUACACAGACAUACACAGAAAUUCAUGAUGUUUGUUUUUUACUGACUUCCAUGUUAUCCCAUGUGUAUGUCCUGUUCCACAUUGCCAUUAAGAUGAGGCUGAAUAAUAAGGGGUACAGCUCAUCACAAUUAAAACCAGGAAAUGAACACAUGAAUCUGCAUUUUUAGUCAUAAAGGGGUUUUGAGUGUGCACAUUCAAACCCACAGAGUUAAUUUAAAGCAGUCACACAUUUUAAAACACAAACCCAGACAACUCAAGAAGGUGAGACUAAAGUCUAGUCUUCCACUAAAUCUCUUUUCAACUAGAUGUAUAGGUUAUAUAUAGUUAAGUCACACAGUAAUGUUUUUAUAUAUUAAAUGUUCAAUUACUUAGUUUUAAUUUAUUGUUCAUAUUGACACAAUUUUGACCUUAAAAAUAGUAGCUUUCAUAUUGGUCAGCCUUACUUGAAGGUCCUAGUCUCAACUAGUAAGCAGAGUUGUGGCUACUUUGUUGUUUUAUAAAUGCCCCUUCGAUUAUGUUCAAGCCCAGUCUGACCAGGAAAAAUGUUACCAUUAACAUAGAAGAAAAUAACCGUAAUUUUAAAGUCAUAUUCUAAUGUCAGUUCAAAAAGUUAACUUUCUUUGAUAAGACAUAAGUAAUUCACUGUGCAGAACUUAUUUAAUACAUUGUGAGCAUCCUGUAUCACAGUACUCAAUGAUUAUAGUAAAUACAUAUCUAAAAGGAAUAUAAAUGUUUAGUAUAGUGAAGUCCAGGAAUUAAUUCAACAUAUUACUUCUUAAUAUGGAAGUAAUAAUAUAUAUUCUCUGUGAGUUUGCAUGUUUAUAAAGAUAAAAGAGGUAAAUUUAUUUGCCUCCCCUAUCAGAUAUAUAUCCAUAAUAUACAUCCAUAUAUAUAUAUGGAUGCAUAUUAGUAUCCUUAAAGGGCCAUUUAAAAGAACUGUUCAAAACAGGCAUACAAGAAUAGGAUUGUGAACUGAACCCUAGUUUAUUCUGUAUUAGGAUCAUUUUAAUAGC